UCCAGUUUAUAAAAAGUGUCAUGUGUCAUUUGUAUUGAAUUGAAAAGGAAGUUUCGUCACGUUGUAAUACCUCAGAACAAGUUUGGCUCCUGAAGUCUUCUGUUGUGUUGACUCGGUCCCUCAGGCUUCCUAGGGGUCAUCUAACAAACUUCACUUGAGCAACUGAGAAAGAGGCACCUUAGACAGAUAACAAUGAUACUAUGAAUAUGAUAAAACCACCACAUGAAAAAAUAUAUGAAUAAAUAUUAAUACUGCAUAUACAAUGAAAUUGAGUCAUGGAAAGAGUGAUGAAAGAGAUUUUCAAAAAUGAGAAAUGACACAGCAGUUAUUUCCUGAAAACCAAAGUAUAUAAAAGAGAGACACUCCGGUAGUGUGACAGUGUGUGUGUGUGUGUGUGUGUGUGUGUGUGUGUGUGUGUGUGUGUGUGAAUGUGUGUGAAUGUGUGUGAGCACGUGUUUCACUGGUGUGUGUGUAGAAGAAUCAGUAUUUCUAUUACAGAAAGCAGAGAGAAUAUUAGUAAAAUGAUCAAAUAUUUAUCAUUUAGAGUUUUAAUUAAGAACAACUUUACUUACUUGUUAUAAUAUUAAUAGGACCAACAGAUCUACAGUGAGAUUAUUUUACAUCCCUAUAAUACUUACAGUGUAUGUUUUUACACAUUUAUUGAAUUACAUCUCUCACAAUCUCUGUCUUAGUGAAUGUAUCUUUAAUAACUCAUAUAAAGUGUAAUAGAAAAGUUCUUUUCCUGUAACUUGUAACUGUCACGUCUUCAUUCUGGUCUUAGCUGUAAAUAGAUGCGUGUGAAUUUCACACCUUUUUCUGCUGUCUCUCUGUCAGUGACCAUCUUCACUUCCUGCAUUACACCUUAUUUACUGUUAUUUUUAAAUACUAGUUAAAUGCAUUUGUCAGUACUGUGUUCACAUUAAAAAAAAAAAAGUUUUACAGAAGUGAACAUAGUAUUGAGAAAUGUGUAUAAAUAAUUGUUAAAACUGGAAAGUGAUCAGUUUAAAGAAAUCUGCACAUUGUGUAGUUGUAACACGCUGGCUGCGUCUGAAAUGGUGUACUACCCUACUACACAGUAGGCGAACAGCAGUACACCAGAGGGGUAGUAGUUAUGUCCGAAUUCUCAGUAGGAGAGAAAUACCCGGAUGGUGUACUGCUUCCGGUGAGAUUUUGCAGCGUGCAACCGAUGGACACUACGCGAGUCAAAAAUCCCAUAAUGCAACAGGACUGGCGCGGACGAGCUCAGAAAAAAAUGGCAGAAGACAAUACUUUUUAAGUAUUAAACCUUGGUUAAACAGGACUUGUUUAACAAUACCCGAAUAAAUUGUUAACUUGUUGAAGGUUUAAACAAGAAAACAGUUGUCACAGCGUUUGAAACCUUUUUUGUGAUCUCCAUCAUGCCUUAGCCGGCCAAGCUAACGGCGACGAAUUUACCUCAGUCUGUUAACCCCGCCCACUUUACAUUACUAAUUCAGUUCACUUUCCUGAUCUGCGUUUUGCCGUGUAGUAGGUUCAAGUUUUCGGAAUUAAAUGUACUGAAGUAUUUUUCUUAAAAUUAAAUUUUGAAAUGUUGUACUUCAUAUUGUAUUCAGUAGAUUGUGAGUUUUUGUAUGUUUGUUUCUGUAGGCUGUUCUCUCUCUGCUGAUAAUCCGACAGAAAUCACAGGACACACAGGUGGUUCAGUGCUGUUCCCCUGCUCCUGCUCUGACCUGAACACCAAACCUCAGAAAUUCACCUGGUGGAGCGACAGAACAGGACGUCUGACAGAAAUGUUAAAUGGUGAACACUACCGUGACAGACUUCAGCUGUUUAAUCACAUUUCUCCUGCUAAUCUGUCUCUGUUCAUAUCUGACCUGAGAGAAGAGGAUCAUGGAGUCUACAGGUGCAGCACUGAGAAGGAACACAGAGACAUCUGGCUUAAUGUUAAAGUAGGAAGAAGAGAAACUUCAACACACUCGAGGAAAACAGACACAACACGUCCAUCAGGACCGCCUCAGAGUACAACAACAAACUCUCCACCUCCAUCAUCCUCAACAACACUGGAACAAGUUUUCGGCAUUCUGGCGGGUUUAUUGUUGGUGAUACCCGGAGUAGUGGCAUUUAUUUGUUGGAAACGCAAAGGAGGAAGAUGUGGAGAGAACGUGAUCACUGAAGGACGUCCGGACUGUAAGAGAAAGCAGAAGGAUCAGAUUGGGUCUGAUGUCACUGUAUUUACUACUGUUAUUUACACUUACUACUCCACUGACCCACAUUAACACAGCCGGAGCAGCAGAUCAUCACUGGACAGAAAACUGAAUAUAGCAGCAUUAUAACAAACUAAUCCAGAGUAAAUAUAGACACAUGCUCAGAUAUUAUAGAAUAAUCCUGAAAACAUAUAUUAAAUACACAUUAUGGGCAGCACGGGAUUCACAAUAUUGACUUUUUGAGAUUUUUAUACAUUUUACAAUUAAAUAUCAGAUUCAGGCAUAAACAUGUGUGUUACAUUUACUUAUGUUAGCUAAGUGUAUUGUUCUGCAUUCAUUGUUUAUCAUUAAUUGCUGAUGGAUGAUCUCGCUAAUUAUAUUUUGAGUGUACGUGUCAUUUUAUAUCUUAUGUGUACCAUACUUAUAUCAGGUUAAGAAAUGAAAGCUCUAGAAGGCUGUUGUCAUCAUGCUGUUUUGUGUAAGAAGACUGCUAUAGAAGUUCUUCUUUUGUGACUUUUAAUGACUUUGGGUAAAAAUAAAAGAAGGAGGAUUGUUGAAUCUGACUGGACUGAAUGUGUUUCUAAUCUAGCUUUUGUAAAAUUUUCAUAAUAGUCCUUAUAGAUUGUUACAGGUUUUUUUUUUUUUUUUUAAACAAUAUUGAGGUAAUUUUUUUUUUCAAAGCUCACACAGUUAGCACAGCAGCGGUCUCAGUGGACUGAACUAUGGAUCAGUUUUUAUUGCUUUGAGACAAAAGGCAUUGAAUAAGUUCAUCAUUCAAUCUUCAUGAAUUCUUUUUUCACACAAAUUCAACUUCCAGCAAAUCUCUGUGUAUCUACUGCACAUGUUUCCAACCUGUU
Messenger RNA from Ictalurus furcatus (blue catfish), 3040 nucleotides. RefSeq lists its product as uncharacterized. NCBI's taxonomy places the organism in Eukaryota, Metazoa, Chordata, Actinopteri, Siluriformes, Ictaluridae. The record is from RefSeq and is a predicted model, not a curated record. The transcript has 5 exons. Bases 1611 to 2255 code for a protein of 214 amino acids. Gene Ontology annotation, biological process: immune response; positive regulation of T cell proliferation; negative regulation of T cell proliferation. Gene Ontology annotation, cellular component: external side of plasma membrane.